CCCUCUCCUGGUAUGCACUCUCACCACCUUAUCUCUCUCCCUCCCAGUCCCAUCCUCUCUCGCUCGUCCACAGAAAGGGCUCAAAGGAAAAAGGACCCCUCUCCAAUGGCGGAAACGUCACCACUGAAGCGCCGGAGAGAGGCGAACCCCGAUGAAGAAGAGGAGGAGAAGCGGCAAAGGUCGUACAGGGACAUUCUCUCCCUCCUCGAGGAAGAGGAAGACGUGGCGGGCCAAGACCUGUCGUCCCUCAUCACGAGCCUCCAGCGAGAACUCGCCUCUGGCUCCUCCGACCCUUUGACUGCCUCCGCCGAAGAAGCCCCUCCUUCGCCUGCGGGGGAAGCUGGAGACGAAGGAGGAGACGAGAGGGAGAGGGUGAUGAGGCGCUUGCUCGAGGCCUCCGACGACGAGCUCGGGCUGCCCAGCAGAGAGAGCAGCGAGGUUGGACACGGCGUUGGCAUCGGAGAAGGUCACGAUGUGCUGUGCGGCAGCGUUGGUGAAGGCCAAGGGUCGAUCGAUUUGUGCGAGGGGUUGGUGUGGGAGCUCGAGGACGAGGCUACUAAUCAUAACGCUCUUCUGCAGUCCGAGCUUAAUGCCCCAUGAGAGCGUCGGGUUAAUUAGAGGUUGAUUUAGACUUUAACGUUAGUGAAAGAGAAGAAACAGACAGUUUAGGGGUUCCGAAGAGAGAACAGGAGGAGGACUGUAAGAUGAAAUAGGGGAAAAAGGAGAAAAAAGAAGCUGCAAAUGGAGAAGGGUUUUCGAGCGAUACGCUUUUGCCACUCUUUCAUCCUCUCUCUUCUUUAGUAAAUUCGCCGGAUGUUCACCCGUAGCUUUUUAGAUUAUGAAAAUAGAAGGAAGACAGAUUAUUUUUCUUUCAUUGUAA
Eucalyptus grandis is the source of this 880-nucleotide messenger RNA. RefSeq lists its product as uncharacterized. Bases 13 to 600 code for a protein of 195 amino acids. The transcript has a single exon. Lineage: Eukaryota; Viridiplantae; Streptophyta; Magnoliopsida; Myrtales; Myrtaceae. The record is from RefSeq and is a predicted model, not a curated record.